AUGACCAACAUUGGCGACCGUGAGAUCAUACUGCCCACCCACACUAUAUUAGGCAUGUGGGUCGAAGGCGAUAUGGUACCGCGAACCCAAGGUUUGGUGACAGUCGGGUCGGGGAAGUACAAGGAAUGGCAAACUCUGGCAUAUGAGGCUACGACGGAUCGAGUGAACGAACUCCCGAAAGAACCGAUCGGACCAUUGGUAGAUCGUCCUACGUAUGCCGCUCCCAAACGCAUCUUGAAACGUCCGUCUGAUGCGUUACAGAACCUGUCUCCGGCGAUCUCCACGGUAACGCCGCAAGCUAACGAUGACGAUUCGAAAAAGGCAGAUGCUGUAGUUGCGAGGGAAGUAACGGUCAGGGGAGCCGAACUAUCGCGGAUGGAGAACGGUCAUGAGAUCGGUACCCAACAUGCAACGAGGGAGACCGCGACACCGGGCAAGAAGGGCUACGUGACAGAUCGUCUCUACCGAAGGCUGAGCCGACCGACCGACUGUUGA
Molecule: messenger RNA, 495 nt
Organism: Peronospora matthiolae
Lineage: Eukaryota; Oomycota; Peronosporomycetes; Peronosporales; Peronosporaceae
Source: the annotation of a GenBank genome assembly